AACACUUCGCUCCGCACCAUCGUCCACGUUUUUCCAGCCUCUGGGCGCGAAAAUUGCCGACGACGACGACGACAACCAGCGCACGGCUUAGCUGGUCCCCCCACUGAUUUCGUUCUCCAAUAUCCCGCUUUUAUCCCCUUAUCCCUCGAUUACCGCUACCGUCGCUUUAAUUAUUCCGCUGCACUCCGCAAGCCCCCGCCCUUCCUUCCCCCACCCGCCCCCGCCGCGGACAAGCAGCACUGCUCAGUACCCUACACUCGCAUAACUAUGUCCGCCAUCCCCGCCCCCUCCCUCGUCAAGGAGGAGUGGCCGGACGCCGACUUUGAUCUCCCGGAGGGCGACCACCUCCACGCCAUGUCCGACAAGGAGGAUGACGACGAUAUGGACUGGGACGCCGAGAUGGACCUCGGCAAGACCGGAGGCGCGAAGGCGAACCCCGCCGCGGCCGGGAUCGUCCACCGCCCCGUCGCAUCCUCCUCCAUCCGGGGCAUGACGACAAUACGUCCGCCCAUAUCCUCCAUGCCCGACUUCGACGAAGACGAAGACGACGAAGGCGUAUCCACUAUCAAAGUCACCGCACUCCCGAAGCCCAUCCAGCGCCAACCGUCGAAGCCGCAGGAGAGGCCGACGGUGAUCGACGAGGACUUUGAGGACGCCUUUGCCCUGCCGUCGGAUCUGACGCAGCUGUCGUUGGUGCCUUUGUCGUUGAAUCACCGGUCGUCGAAGUCCUCUUUGGAAUGGGGCGACAAAGAUCACACAUCUUCCUCGCAAUCCUCCGAUGCAUACUCGACUCUCGGCUUGGCGGGCGCCUCGCCGUCGUCCAACUCGGCCAGCUCCUUGUCAUUACCUGACACGGAGACCGACGAGGACGACAGCGAGAACGACCUCGACGGCCUCGUCAUCCCCACAGAGCUCUUCGACUCGGGCGCGAAGAGGCUGACCAAGCUGCUCGAGCGCAAGAAAGAGGAGAUGUUCGGGGUCGAACGUGUCAAGGUGGCGAGUCCGCCCGAAGAAGACUUCGAGAACGGCCUUGUCAUUGACGACGACGUCGAGCUCAGCCCCAGCCGCCUGCUCGUCCAGCAACAACAAACCCGCACCGCCUACGGUCGCAGUAAUAGCUUCCCCCUCCAGAAGCCAUCCUCCCUCCGCCCUCCUUCGCGCACAAGGUCCGAGAACCGUGCAAAGAGCCCGGCAAAUCCGCCUCCGUCAUCCACGCGCCAGCUCUCGAAGAUUCGGCUCUCACCAUCCCCUCCAUUGCGACAUACCACCCGCUCACAGACCUUCGGGACUUUGGGCAAUGCCAACCCUCCACCCUCACCCUUCCUCGCCCCCAAACCCGGCAGUCUUCGUGGUCAGAAGUCUGCGUCUGGGCUCAAGUCGCCACCGCCCGCAACAACAUCGCGGCUCACUCGGAAGGCCUCGCUAUCCUCACUCAUGGAUACCAACAGUCAAGCGUCAGGCUCUGGCUCGGUUUCCAGCAACAACUCAGCGAAGGCACGAUACGAAGAGCCCACAGCAGCCUCGCGGGCGAAAACACACAAGCACUCGACGACCACCCGAGUAAGUGGGGCUGAGUUCAAAGUACCUCCCACGCGACCGUCCACGCCGUCAUCCAACCCGUCCGCGCUACGGCUCACCAUGCCUACACAGGGGAGCAGAACGGGCAAGCUGCGCCCUUCCAUAUCCUCGGUGUUCAGCCCCACCACCUCCGGUCCCCAAUCCCCCAUGUUCCGCACCAACUCCCCCGCUCCCCGUCCUCCUUCCAGCCUCUCGAAACAACAACCCCGUCCGAUCGCUGCACCUCCCGCCGCGCCGCGGUUAUUGCGGAAACCGAAGCGCCCACGGACGUUUGGCGAUGGCACGGAGCUGGACGCAUUCGAAGAUCUCCCUACCGAUCGUGACAAGGAAGGGCGCUUCCGCGUCCAGCCGAAGGGCUUCGGCAAUCGCGUACCAGGAGGCACGUACCAGUCCAAGACGGGCACGAUUCGCAGAAAAGGCCGAUCGACGACGAGCAGCAGCGAGAACCUCAAUGCUGCGUAUCAGGCGUCCGCGAAUCAGCCGAAGCGUUCGAAGACGAGCGACAACCCUCUGAAGAAGUCGAAGAAGUCCCAUGGCAAUUCUCCGUCGAAGAGUGGUAUACCGCGGAGGAAACCUACCCUCAUCCGCAAUUUGGGCGGUGUCGGCGGGCCAAAGGGUAUGUUGUCGUGCUGUGGUCGUAUCGCCCGGCACUCACGUCAUGCAGUCGUUGGUGACAUGAAAUGGAACCCCCACACUCUUCGAUGGGAGGGGAACGACCAGGUCCUUCGUGACUUCGAUGCCGCCAUGGGCACGUCGACACGACCCGCCCUCAUCACACACCUCACUGGCUCCUCUGUCGGCUCUCCCGUUGGCUCGUUCGCAUCUGGCGCAAGGAUAGUGGGAAACAUGAUUUUCGAUCCCCAGCGCAUGUGCUGGAUAUCGACAUUACCGCCAGAAGACGACGAGCCGGACGUCUUCGCCAACCUCGCAGAUGACGAGAGCGAAGAUGCAUGGGAGACGAAGGGCGGCACGAUCCGGGCGUCGUUGGGCAGCACGACGUCCGAGGCAUCGGCGGCGUCCACCGCGACCACCAACUCGCCACCACGGAGCGCCUCGCGCAGUCACAUGCGCACGGUCUCCGAGUCUGGCAGUGAGCACGAGCUUGGCUCUCGUGCAUCGCUCGUCUACGACGUCGACGAGAACUUCGUCGAGAACACAAGACGAGCGGAGGAGCGGCACCGGCAGGAGAUGCGCAGCUGGAGGAGCGCGCUAGCACGCCAGGACGUGUUCGAUGCCCCCGAUCGCAGCUACUUGUACGAAAUCCGCGCACUGGCUACGCGACAGUAUUGAUCACGACACGGACUCAUUGACGACCGUGAUGGCUUUCUCUCCCUGGCUACUACACUACGCGCCUUUUAUUUGGUGGAUUUGGGAUCCUGUUGUUCAUAUCGCGCUGUGCCCGACGACCCCCCUUCUUGUGUGAUGCUACUGUACUGUUUGCUUUCUUGUCAAUAGGCCUCUUGCUAUUCGGUCAUUCCUUUGUUUCUUAUUUUUCGGUCUAUGUCCACCUGUCUUCGCAUUCACUAUGUACCCCCUCAUCUAGCCAGCAUUAUGGAGAAAUAUGACACGCCCUUCUUUCACUCUCGAACUUGGUGUGAUGAGUGACUG
Schizophyllum commune H4-8 is the source of this 3186-nucleotide messenger RNA. RefSeq lists its product as uncharacterized. Gene Ontology annotation, molecular function: GTPase activator activity. The transcript is spliced from 2 exons. Lineage: Eukaryota; Fungi; Basidiomycota; Agaricomycetes; Agaricales; Schizophyllaceae. The record is from RefSeq and is a predicted model, not a curated record. Bases 268 to 2868 code for a protein of 866 amino acids. Gene Ontology annotation, biological process: mitotic spindle orientation checkpoint signaling; regulation of Ras protein signal transduction. Gene Ontology annotation, cellular component: mitotic spindle pole body; SIN/MEN two-component GAP complex.